Molecule: messenger RNA, 1084 nt
Organism: Ceratitis capitata (Mediterranean fruit fly)
Lineage: Eukaryota; Metazoa; Arthropoda; Insecta; Diptera; Tephritidae
Product: persulfide dioxygenase ETHE1, mitochondrial
Exons: 5
Coding region: 184-1053 (289 amino acids)
Biological process (GO): glutathione metabolic process; hydrogen sulfide metabolic process
Molecular function (GO): sulfur dioxygenase activity
Source: RefSeq, a predicted model, not a curated record
AUAUGUGUUUACAUAGCAAUAUAAACAACGAUCAACUCUACUGACAAGUACACGCUCUGAGUAACAAAAAUUGUACACAAGUUGCUCAAUAAACGUAAAGUGAUUAGUAAAUAAUUUUACACACAUACAUACCUACUUACAACACAUAUACGUACAUAUAUGAUACAAUAAAAACAGCUUAUCAUGCGGCUUCCAAUGCUCAGUAUGUUCUCGGCUCUACGCCAAACAGCAUUCCAACAAGCUCAACACAGCGCCGCCACACCUUUGCUGCUCCAGAAAUAUCUUAGGAAAUAUAGCAGUGAUAAUAAUAUCAACGCAAAAAUGGUGGCUCCCACACCUUUUUCCAAAGACUUCUUCUUCCGGCAGCUCUUUGACGAAACCAGCUGCACUUACACUUACCUUUUGGCCGACUUGAAUACGAAGGAAGCCGUUUUGAUUGAUCCGGUAUUGGAAAAGGCAAAGCGUGAUGCAAAUCUUGUUACGGAACUAGGAUUUACGCUUAAAUAUGCUUUGAACACACACAUGCACGCGGAUCACAUAACAGGCAGCGGUUGGCUGAAGCAAUUGUUGCCCGGCAGUAAAUCGAUCAUUGCCAAAGCGAGUGGUGCAAAGGCGGAUAUACAUCUCAACGAAGGUGAUCCGGUCAGUUUUGGACGCCAUCGCAUUGAUACAUUAGCCACACCUGGACACACCAAUGGUUGUAUGUCAUUUGUCAUACACGAACAGGGUUGCGUCUUCACCGGUGACACGGUGCUGAUACGCGGUUGUGGACGUACAGAUUUCCAGGAAGGCGAUGCGGGGCAUCUAUACGAUAAUGUACAUAGUAAAAUAUUUACACUGCCGGAGAAUUUCCGCCUAUAUCCAGCACAUGAUUAUAAAGGCACUAUGGAGAGCAGCGUUUGGGAGGAGAAAACUUACAAUCCACGCCUGACGAAAACUAAACAAGAAUUUAUUGAAAUCAUGAACAAUUUAAAUUUGCCUUAUCCCAAGAAGAUCGAUGUUUCCCUUCCAGCGAAUCGCGAAUGUGGUGUAUAUGAUAUUCCAAAAGAAUAAGAUUCUCCCCGUUCUUUUCCAGAAAAAUCAG